UGAACCGAACGACCUGUUAGAACUCUAUCAAAAAAAAAAUAAAUUAUCUGUUAGAAGCUCCACCAUUUCUUCAAUUAACAACUUUGACAAAUAUAAAGUUAAUCAAAUUUUGAUACAGCUCAUUUUCAUGGUUAUGCUCGGCCCAACUGUGUCUUUGUCGCUUUUAAUUCGCGAGAAUUUCGGAAGUUGCCGGAGGUUUGGAAUACCGGCGAUGAGAGAACUUCCGGUCGUCGGCGUAGGCACAGCUUUAAUGAAGACAAGCAGGGCUGUUGUUAUUUUGGACGCAGAAAAUCAGUCCCCUAAAUUGCCUCUAAAUACGGGCUCCAAGCGAGUUCACUCUUGCACGUCCCGUUAGCCGGGCCUGGGCGUGUUGCAUUUGAUGCUGCAACAGCUUCCUGCAGUUAAAUGGUACGAGAAAACCGACUACCCGGCCCCCUGUUUUCAUAAAUACGGGAGUUUCUCUUUGUUACGUGGCAUUGUUAUAUUGGGCACAUUACGUGUCACUGGUAUAUUAGUCUUCAUAUGAGUUCCAGAGAGUUCGUCCAUAGAGUUAUUAGAGAAGGCACCGAAGAAGAAGAGAAUAAAUUUGUGAGCAAGUGAUAAGGGCGAAUCAUCAUAACAAAUCAAAAUGAAGCCGGGGCCACUUAAGAUCAUCCUUUCAAAGAAGGGUUCGUCCUCUGAAUGUGCAGGGGAGAAAAUUCCUGGGACAGGGGAAAAUGUCAGAGCAGCAUGUCCCAGCCACCUCAUCAUAUCUGAUCUGUCGGUGGCGAAAGGCAUUGGACAUGCGUAUGCUGCUGCACCUGUAAAGAAAGUUAAAGCCACUGUUCGCAGUGGUAACAAAGAAGGAGAUAAAGUUCAUAUUUGUUUUAAAUGCAACAUACCGAUUGCAAUUUAUGGUCGCCUGAGCCCCUGUGAACAUGCUUUCUGCAUGGACUGCGCCUUGGAAAGCAAUUCUGAGUGCUACAUUUGUGAAGCGCCGGUCAACAAAAUCCAGAAGAUUCAUAUGGGGAAAGGAAAGAUGUUCAUAUGUGGCUGGAUGAACUGCCUCAAGUCAUUCUGCGAGUUUGAUGCAUUUAAGAGCCAUACCGAUGAAGUCCAUGGUGGUAGUUCGAGCUCUGUCAGGAAUGGCGGUAACUGAGAUCUGCAUCUCUACAACCCAUAAACAGACCCCUAUCCAGGCCGACUGCAAAUGAAAACGUUGCUGCUCUUUUCAGUUAUCAUGUUUUCUUUUCUUCCUUGGAUUUGUGUUUCUUUCCUUCUAUUGCGUUUCAGGCAAGACGAUCGGAUUUCUUGUUAUUAUGUUUCCAAAUAAUUACUGGAUUUCCUUUUGAGUUAUAAUACUCUUUGAAGACUGUUUUAGUCCUGGUGGAUUAUGUGUGUUGGUAAUAAUGUAUGUGUGUAAUAUACUUUCACUCCAUUUUGGAGGUGAAAGUACUUUACUUACUUUUCACUAG
Daucus carota subsp. sativus is the source of this 1454-nucleotide messenger RNA. RefSeq names its product E3 ubiquitin-protein ligase HAKAI homolog. Gene Ontology annotation, molecular function: ubiquitin protein ligase activity. Gene Ontology annotation, biological process: protein ubiquitination; regulation of cell adhesion. The record is from RefSeq and is a predicted model, not a curated record. Lineage: Eukaryota; Viridiplantae; Streptophyta; Magnoliopsida; Apiales; Apiaceae. The transcript has 6 exons. The coding region runs from base 629 to 1138 and encodes 169 amino acids.